AUUCUAGAUCAUUACUCAGUUGUAGAUUACAACUUAAGUAGAGAUUUGAUCUGUGAUCACGCAAGUGUGGUCGACACCGCGCUUGAGCAGAGAUUUCCCUGUCAGUUUUGAGUUUAGCAAAUAAUUGUGUUGAGAAUAGAAGUAAAUAAUGGAUAUUUUUGAAGAGAUUGAUUAUUACGAUAAUUUAUUUAACGAUGAUUCGAACAGAAGGUUGAACUUUCGCGUUCCUCUCAGAUAUCUUAGAGAUGUCCAAGACCCAUACAAUUGUGAGAACUUCAAGAAAAGGUACAGGUUUUCACAAGAUGUGGUGAAAUCUGUGAUUUUGCCAUUAAUUGACCAAGAUCUGAGAAAGUUGAGUAACCGUGGUCAUCCCAUAGCCCCGGAGUUACAAAUUCUUGUGUGUUUGCGUUUUUAUGCGACAGCGUCAUUCCAAAUAGUUUGUGGAGAUUUAUUAAAUGUAUCGCAACCAGCCGCCUCAAAUAUAGUUGCAAAUGUAUCAAGGUUGAUAGCUCUACAACAGAGGCAUUAUAUAAAAUAUCCACAAGACAUGGUCUCACACAGGGCACAGUUUGCACAGCUCGGCCAGUGUCAACAAAAUCCAGGCCUAAGAAAUGUGGACGGUGCAAUUGACUGCACACAUAUAAAAAUAGUAAAUACUCCAGGUGUGGAACAUCAUGAAGCCUACAGGAACAGAAAAUCUUACUUUUCUAUAAAUGUCCAGGUCAUCAAAAUAAGGGUUAAAUUAUUAUUCUUCAUUAAAAAGGGUAUGUCAUCCAAAAACAUUUAAAUAUUGUUUUAUUUUUAUUUCAGGCA
Molecule: messenger RNA, 813 nt
Organism: Spodoptera frugiperda (fall armyworm)
Lineage: Eukaryota; Metazoa; Arthropoda; Insecta; Lepidoptera; Noctuidae
Product: putative nuclease HARBI1
Exons: 2
Coding region: 149-787 (212 amino acids)
Source: RefSeq, a predicted model, not a curated record